Gryllus bimaculatus (two-spotted cricket) is the source of this 234-nucleotide messenger RNA. Lineage: Eukaryota; Metazoa; Arthropoda; Insecta; Orthoptera; Gryllidae. The record is from the annotation of a GenBank genome assembly.
AUGGGGAAAGGAGAAGUGUUUGGCAAACUUUAUCAAAAGGGAAUUCGGUUUGUUGCAGACCCAUCUGCAGCCUUUACUGUUACGUGUCCUUCCACAUCAGCUGCUCCUGCUCCUGCCUUGGAGGACCGGAUUCGCAGCGGAAGCUUCACAGAUACAGCAAUGAAUGCUUAUAAAAAUGUAGUAGGAGGAUAUUUUGAUGAAUUCAAUUCAUUUGCUAAAAUUGUAAAAGUUUAA